AUGAUGGUGAUGAAGGUAGAGGAGCUGGUUACGGGGAAGAAGAACAACAGCGGAGAGACUGGGGAGUUCCUUCCCGAGGAUUUCAGAGAUGGGGAGUAUGAAGCUGCUGUUACUGUAGAGAAACAAGAGGACCUGAAAACACUUCCGGCCCACUCCCUGAGCCUGGGGGAGCAGCAGUGGAAGAUUGAGAAAGAGCGAGAGGCAGAGCUCAAGAAGAAAAAACUAGAACAAAGAUCAAAGCUUGAAAAUUUAGAAGACCUUGAAAUAAUCAUUCAGCUGAAGAAAAGGAAAAAAUACAGGAAGACUAAAGUUUCGGUCGUGAAGGAACCUGAACCUGAAAUCAUUACGGAACCUGUGGAUGUACCUAGGUUCCUGAAGGCUGCCCUGGAGAAUAAGCUGCCAGUAGUAGAAAAAUUCUUGUCAGACAAGAACAAUCCAGAUGUCUGUGAUGAGUAUAAACGGACAGCCCUUCACAGAGCCUGCUUAGAAGGACACUUGGCAAUUGUGGAGAAGUUAAUGGAAGCUGGAGCCCAGAUCGAAUUCCGUGAUAUGCUUGAAUCCACAGCCAUCCACUGGGCAAGCCGUGGAGGAAACCUGGAUGUCUUAAAAUUGCUGCUGAACAAAGGAGCAAAAAUCAGUGCUCGGGAUAAGUUGCUCAGCACAGCACUGCACGUGGCGGUGAGGACCGGUCACUACGAGUGUGCAGAGCAUCUCAUCGCCUGUGAGGCGGACCUCAACGCCAAAGACCGAGAAGGAGAUACCCCUCUGCACGACGCCGUGAGGCUGAACCGUUACAAGAUGAUCCGACUCCUAAUUAUGUACGGGGCUGACCUCAACAUCAAGAAUUGUGCUGGGAAGACCCCGAUGGAUCUGGUGCUACACUGGCAGAAUGGAACCAAAGCAAUAUUUGACAGCCUCAAGGAGAACUCCUACAAAACCUGUCGCCUGGCCUCCUUCUGA
This is a messenger RNA of Prionailurus viverrinus (fishing cat), 960 nucleotides long. RefSeq names its product ankyrin repeat domain 1 (gene ANKRD1). The record is from RefSeq and is a predicted model, not a curated record. NCBI's taxonomy places the organism in Eukaryota, Metazoa, Chordata, Mammalia, Carnivora, Felidae. The coding region runs from base 1 to 960 and encodes 319 amino acids. Gene Ontology annotation, molecular function: RNA polymerase II-specific DNA-binding transcription factor binding. Gene Ontology annotation, cellular component: nucleus. Gene Ontology annotation, biological process: regulation of transcription by RNA polymerase II. The transcript has 9 exons.